UAACUUAAAAGACUAUAAAUUAAAUUUAUUUUAAUUCAAUUUAACACUGUGUUUGUUGAGAUGAUUAUCCUACAUUGAUGAAUUAAAAAUGAUGUGUAUUUUAUAAGUUAUUGGAGUUCUUUCUCCCAUUGUCAUGCGGUUUUGGAAUGGUAUUUCCUCGGCUUAGUGUCUGCACCUCGUGUUUUUUUAUUAUAUGCUAACAUUCACAAUAAGUCAAAUUCAACUUAACAAUUUUACUUUCAUAGUUCCAUUAUUCGUGAGAUUAAAUUCAAUUCAACUUGUUGGAAAUACUUCACCUGUGAAAUAGAUUCCACAUCCAUAAAAUAGUGAAUUGUGGACUUGCAUAUAUAUUAGCUGGGCUAAUCCUCCUACUAACAUAUGAUUUUGGGAAACAUUAAAUCUUACCAAGUAUAUGUGUCAACACUUUUGACCCGUGAGUCUAUGGGCCUGAAUCCACGAGUAUCCCAUAUCCUUAUAAAUAGACUACAAUAAAAUUGUGUGAAGAAAUACCGCGGCGUAACACAACCAUAAUUUGAUUCAUUCAAUAAAUUUUACUCUAACAACAUGUUUAUGGGCUCUAUAAAUAAAAGGUACUCCACUUCAUAAAUUGCGCUUAUUGGCUUUAAGGGGCUAUAAAUAGAAAUGAUUAACAAAGCUUCAAAGUCCAAAAUUCACACAUAAAACGACAUAAAACACUUGAACACCCAAAACACUCUUGAUUUUCGACUGAACUCAAAACCCAAGUUCUCUUUCUCAUUUCAAGUUUUGAAAAUGGUGAUUAGUCAUGCAAAACUCUUGAUUUUUAUUACUACUAUCCUUUCUAUUUCAUUGACAUUUUUCUCUGUAUAUGCCAACUUAGAAGGAGAUGCACUCUUUGCACUAAGGAAGGCAGUGAAUGACCCAGAAAAUGUGUUGCAGAGUUGGGAUCCUACCCUUGUUGAUCCAUGUACCUGGUUUCAUAUUACCUGUGACCAUCAUAAUCGGGUCACCCGACUGGAUCUUGGAAACGCUAAGUUAUCAGGUAAAUUAGUUCCAGAGCUGGGAAAGCUAGAGAGCCUUCAAUACUUGGAACUCUAUAUGAACAACUUUGACGGAGAAAUACCCAAAGAGCUGGGUGGGUUAAAGAGCCUUGUGAGCUUAGAUUUGUUUCACAACAAUCUUACUGGUCCUAUUCCUUCAUCGCUCUCUAAGCUCUCCAACCUCAAAUUUUUGCGAUUAAACGACAACAAUCUGACAGGAAGGAUCCCUAGAGAGCUUACCAAGCUUGGAAACCUUAAGAUCUUGAAUGUGUCAAACAAUAACUUAUGUGGUGCCUUUCCUAUAACUGGUUCAUUCUCAAAGCUUACUGAAGAAAGAUUAGAAGGACCAGAAUUGAUCGGUUUCGUGCGGUACAGUUCUGGGAGAGAAUGUAACUGAAGUUGAGAACAGGACCUCAAUUCAUAAGAGGGCGAAAUUUCUAUCGUGAUUAGACUUCGUUUGUUGGCAGCGCUUAAAGGUACACGCUUAGACCAUACUGUUUAUGUGGUUGUGCAAGUAGUGUUGUUUCAUUUCUAAUCGAGGCAUUGUAAAUCACAUAAGGAUUAGACAUUUUAAAUAAUUUGAAAGAAGUUAAUUGGGAAUUGAGGAUUUAUGUGUUUGUUACCCAAAGGGGUUAAUGUUUUGGUUUGUAUUAUGUUACCCAACAGGGUUAACGUUUUGGUUUGGAUUAUUACAAUUAUUGUUCCCAUGGCAGUUUGGGAUCAUUACGGUCACCAUGGGGGAAUGCAUACUUUUGCCUUUGACGACCCGAACAGGACGGGCAACGUCUUAGGUCGGUGGUUGCCUUGGGAUUAGCUCUCCCAAGUGUAUUCCUCCAAAAGGAUUGGAUUUAUACUUGAACGACCCGAACAGGACGGGCUACGUUACAAGUUGGAAUUAUCUAGUAAUGAAUGUAUUAGAGCCUAUGCAUGCUAGGAUAAACACAUUGCUUGUAUUCAACCUGGUUGACAUUUGUAUGAAGUCUCUGACGUGUAUUGGAUUGUUCUUUGGAACCUACUGCGUGUUGUCACACGACGACUAGUAGGUUGAUUGCAGGUGGGGACUAGAGUGAGGUCUCGACAGAGAACCCGUAAUCAUCAAGACUAUGCUUCUUUCUUUUGUAAUUAGAUUAUGAGUAGAAAUAACUCCGAAUUAUGUAACAAGAGAUGGUGUUGCUUUCUUUUCGUUUUCGCCUAUUUUAUUUAAUUUAUCUAGAGGCCUUUAGACUCUCGAGUAGGGAUGGCAACAGGUCGGAUCUGGACAGGGUCCAGGUGGACCCGGAUCCAGAUCCGUUUUCAGGAACAGGAUCCAGAUCCGGACCCGGAUCCGCGGGUUCAUUUUUGCAAGACCCAGAUCCGGCUCCGCGGAUACUGUGGAUCCAGUACCGGAUCUGGGUCCAAAACGGGUCUGACUUGUUUUUGCUUUUUUUUUUUGUAUUUUUGAAUGUGUUGAGAUUGCAAUAAAGCGAUAUUUAUAGACUAAUAUUAAUAAUAUAUAUAAUUUCACAAUCAAUCACCCCAAAAAAACAUUAUACAACUCAAAAUUGUCUUGAAAAUAUCCAACAAACACAUUAAAGUUGUUUGUUACAUAAAUAAAUAUAGCCGAUACACAAUGGGGAAGCACUUCCGAUGAAUUUGCUCCUUGGUAAUAGUUAAUGUAUUGAAAACUGCAAUUUUCAUCUCCCUGAUUCCGCCCCCCUCCUAAACUAGGCACCCAGAUUCUUUCCUGGUUGGUGUCCUGUAUUUCAGACAUUUUAUUUAUGGCUAGGUCAGGGAAAACAUUAUUCAGGUAUGAAACUUUAGACCAUAACAUUACCUGUUUGAACUGUACUGAGAUUCCGGUGUCAACAAAACAGGCUAUUAUUCUGUUAAUCGAUAAAAAUUUGCUGCAUAAUGCUGUCUCGAUUCGGUUCAAGUUACUGAUUUUACAUGCAGAUAUCUAAUGUUACUGAUUUUAAUAUAUAUUUUAAUAUAUAUUUAAUAUAUAAAAAAUAAAAAAUAAAAAUAAAAAAAAGGGUCCUCCAGAUCCGCGGGUCCGAAUCUGGGUAUUUUUCUCAGAUCCGGAUUCGGACCCGUGAAUUUAAAUGGAUCCGGAUCCGACGGGUCCAAUUUUUUAGGACCCAGAUCCGUGAAAACGGAUACGGAUCCGGGUCAGGUCCAAUACCCAAUGCCAUCCCUACUCUCGAGUUGUACGUAAGAACUUCCGCUGACUUACUUCUUUCACGUUGGUACUGUUUUCUGUUUUAAUUAUAUUUCUUUAUCGACGGAACGUUGACAAUCCUAGAGGAGACUUUUCUCUAGAGUCCAAAGAGUGGACUAGAAUUCGUAUUUUUCAUAUGAAUUAUCGAGUCACUUAAAUCGGGCCAUUACACUUAACCUAUAUACCUUUAAUACUAAAUGAUCAACCUUAAUCCCUAAACCUAAACCCUAAACCCUAAACCAUAAAACUUAAAUCCUAAAACCCUAAAACCUAAAUCCUUAAACAAUAAGCCAUAAAACCCUAAUCUCUAAAGCCUGAACCCUAAACCGAAAUCUUAAACCUAAAACUCUAAACCCCAAAACCUAAAUGAUAAAACCUAAAUCCUAAUCUUAAACCCUAAACCUUAUAACCCUAAAUCCUAAAACCCUUAAUUCCUAAAAUGCUAAAGUUUAAAGCCUAAACCCUAUCCGUAAUGAUUCCUUAAUAAACAAACCCUAAUAUUUAGUUAGUAGAGAUUCGACAAGUAAGCUCAAGGGAGAAGGUGCUAGUCAACUAAACUAGCCAUGAGCCCAUCACUAAACUUUUGAUAUUUUAUUUAUAGUUUUGAAUUAAUAUUGUGUAAUAUUCAAGGAGUAGUUUAAUUAUUAAUAUAAACAAAGUUUAAUUAUUAAUAUAACACUAUUUCCUGGUUGAGAUUUGAGGGUAAUAGUAAUUCAAAAUCUUAAUUUUUAAUAGUCUAAAGUGUCGUCAAAUAAGAGGAUUCCAGAUGUGUUGUAGAAUUCAUCCAGAAUAUUGAAAGUUAUUGGUUUUCUUCUACACAUCCCUUUUUAUCCACUAUCAAUUUGGGUGCCCAAUUCGCAUAUAACAGCAUCACACGCUUCUCUUUUUUCCGUUUUCUGGAGUAUUUAUCAAUUUUGAUCUUAAAGGUAUUAAUUUUAACGUAAGGUAAAACUAAAACAGAUCAAUUAAAAUAG
Molecule: messenger RNA, 4190 nt
Organism: Amaranthus tricolor (Joseph's coat)
Lineage: Eukaryota; Viridiplantae; Streptophyta; Magnoliopsida; Caryophyllales; Amaranthaceae
Product: leucine-rich repeat protein 2-like
Exons: 8
Coding region: 772-1416 (214 amino acids)
Molecular function (GO): protein binding
Source: RefSeq, a predicted model, not a curated record